This is a messenger RNA of Pundamilia nyererei, 2571 nucleotides long. Its product is annotated as mesoderm induction early response protein 1. Gene Ontology annotation, molecular function: neuropeptide hormone activity. The record is from RefSeq and is a predicted model, not a curated record. The transcript has 2 exons. The coding region runs from base 146 to 2176 and encodes 676 amino acids. Lineage: Eukaryota; Metazoa; Chordata; Actinopteri; Cichliformes; Cichlidae.
GAGAGAGGGAGGAAAGCCGAAAUUCUCUCAGGUGCUUUCACUAUUCAUGAAAUAAUCUUGGCUUUAUCCGUGCGUUGCGAGUUUCACCACUUCCCCACCCCCCAGUGGGACUUCAGGUGCUUAACCUCCCUCCUGCCAGUUCUGCAUGGUCAUGACCUGUCAUCACGCCCCUUCCACAGCCCACCUCAUCCUAUUGGUCCUGCUCAUUGUCAUUCCACAGUUAGCUGGCACCGCCCCUGUGUGGGGUGAGGCAGGGGAGGGUGGGGUGGAGGGGCGCACCCGGACAGAUCGUAAAGAGGACAACCUUGCCCCCUUUCACUCGCCCCAGCCCCAGAGCCUCUCCAGCCCUGACAACGUGUCCCUAGACUGGGGUCGGGGCCCGGGUCAAGACAGCCAAUUAGAUAAAGUGACAGACCCUGCGCAGGUGCUUGCGGUUCUGCUUGAGGCCCUGGACCACCUGGGGGACAGUGAAAAACAGGCUAGCAAAAACAGAGACUGGGAAGGGGAUCGGAGUCCGGAGCUGCCCUCUGCUGAAGGCUCUGAGGGUGGUGAGAUAAGGAGAACAGAGCAGCCACAGGGAGAGAGGGGGGUGGAGGAGGAGAAGGAGGGGCGAGGGGCCGAUAAGGCUAUUGAACAGCUAAAUGUAGGCCAUUUGGCAGCUGCUCAGGGGGAUGACUUGAAGGAGAGGGAGGGGGAGGAGGAUGACAACACAAGGUCGGAGGAUCAAGGGUGGUCUGUGAAGAAUGUGGGAACAGAUAGCGUAAGGGAGGACAAAAAGAAAGAUGAAGGAGAGGGGCAGGAGGAGGGAAAUUACUCAGAAAGUUUCUUAGAUGAGGCCAUGCCAGGCUCCACCUCAGAGGGAGAUGACCCUUCCCUGCAGCGCAAAAUAAGAGGCUACUUCCAGAACAUUGACUUGGGUCUCCAAGAUAAUGAGAUCCUGCCUCCUCUGAAGGGCUACAAAGCAUACAACACUCAGUUAGCACGUGCAGGAAAGAAGCAGCACUGGCAGGAGAACCCGUCCCGCAACAGACCUGUGAAGGGGGGCAACUUCAUGGAUGACUUUGAGGAUGAAGGAGAGGAGCUGGAGGAGGAGGUUGAGGAAGAAGAGGAGAGCCUCUCCCACAUGGAGGAAGAGGCGAGAGCGCGGGCGGAGAAACAGGAGGUGCUCCGGCAGCAGGAGGAGGCCGAGCGAGCCAGAGAGGAAGAGCAGAGGCUGGCAGACAUCGCCUCUGACAUGUUGCUGCAGUACAUGGGGAGGAAGCAGCAGUCCUACAUGAAGCCCCGGCAGAAAAGCAGCAUGGGGGCCGCCGGCAACACGGCUGAGGACAAACGCUCAGAGGAGGUCCUUCCUGAUGAAGAUGACCUGGACCAGCAGAUGAUUGACAGGCUUAUUGAGAUCAGCAGCAAGCUGCACCUGCCUGCCGAUGAUGUGAUUGAGAUUAUUAGUGAUGUGGAGGAGAAGAAGAAAAAAAGGAAAGAGUUACAACAGCUGCCAACCAACAGCAACCCUGUUGCCCCACGCUUUAGGCCUCUGGUACCUCCUCCUCUGGUUGCCCCACCUGUUUAUCACUACACAGCCUCAAAAAACCCCAAGAAAGCCCCUUAUAGGUACAACAAGUCCAACAAGAAAUGGCACAAGGAUAAAGUCAAGUCAUACAAGCAGGACUAUUGGUAUAAGCCUCAGAAGCAGCUUGACUACUGGUAUAAGCCCCAGAAACAGUUUUUAGCCUUCCCCUCUUAUCCAUAUUACCAAAAGCCAUAUCGAGCAUACUACCCAGUUUAUUUCCCAUAUCCCAAACCACAAUAUUAUGGCAAGCCCGUCCCCUCCAGAGACCAGACCUUCGGCCCCCAGGAACUUGACCUCCAGGCCCCGAGACGCAGACACAGGGGUGGGGUUAAGAACCGCGGACAAGGCUGGAAGCAGCAGCCACCACCACGCCUGCCUCUUACCCCUUAUAUCUCUAACUAUAUCCUUCCUCACCCACGGACCUACCAACCCUUGCCCCCUCCCAAACCGAUAACCACACCCAGGAGAGGCAGGCGACCCCCCUACUACUAUCCACAAGUCACACCGGGAGAUGACUAUGAGGAAGAUGGGCUGGUGCCUCAGCUGGACAGUGAGGAGGAACUAGAAAACUUUAUUGAGAGGAUCUACAUGAAGCGCAGAAUGUAUUGAGAGACUUUUUUGGACACUGUCCGCUCAGAGGGACUCACAGAUGUGGGAUAGUUAUACAGUAGCGGGAGAAAAGCUAAAGCAGAGGUGGGGAAAAAAAAGAUUCAGAGAAGGUGUGUUUUGAGCCUGAUGAGAAAUUUCAGAAGUAAAAAGUUAGAUUUAUGUUGGUUUAAUCACUGUAUUUUUGUUGAUUUUCUCAGUCAGGGAGAGGAUGAAGGUGUCCUAGUUUAAGCUCCCUGUAACCAUGUUCAGCCUCUUGCUCAGUUUACAUUUUGAAACAGAACAUACCAUGGUGUAUGUCUGCCUCCAUUCAGGUCAAUCUCUGAUGUUCUUGCAUAUUUCAGAGAUCUAUAGAGGACACACGCAAACACACACACACACACACACACACACACACA